AUGUCUUAUGUUGCUUUUACAACUGAACAUGACCAAAACGUAAUGCCGUGCAAUCGAGAUUCUGGACAUACAGGUGUUAAUCAACUCGGUGGUGUAUUUGUUAAUGGUCGACCACUACCUGAUUCAACCCGUCAAAAAAUCGUUGAUUUGGCACAUCAAGGAGCUCGGCCAUGCGAUAUUUCAAGGAUUUUGCAAGUCUCCAAUGGCUGUGUAUCGAAAAUUCUAUGUCGAUAUUACGAAUCGGGUACAAUUAGACCACGAGCAAUCGGCGGCUCAAAACCUCGUGUUGCGACAGUCAGUGUAUGCGAUAAAAUUGAAAGUUACAAACGCGAACAACCUUCCAUUUUUGCUUGGGAAAUACGGGAUAAAUUAUUACACGAGAAGGUGUGCUCCCCCGAUACAAUACCUAGCGUGUCGUCGAUCAACAGAGUACUGCGAAAUCUAGCUGCAAAAAAGGAACAGCAAGCGAUGCAAAAUGAUUUCUACGAUCGGGCGCUGCGAUAUUCUUCAACCCAGUGGUACAAUCAAUGGCCGAUGGGUGUACCUAGUGCCGUCGGUUUAGCGCAGUUACCACCACUGACACAGGCAAAUCAUCUUAAUAAGAAAGAUUCUGAUGAGGAUCAGAAACCACCUAAUGAUCCAGACGAAGAUACAGCUGCAAGAAUGCGGUUAAAACGUAAACUGCAGCGUAAUCGUACUUCGUUUAGCCAGGAACAAAUUGAAGCUUUAGAAAAAGAAUUUGAGAGGACACAUUACCCAGAUGUCUUUGCUCGUGAGAGACUGGCUACAAAGAUCGGUUUACCUGAAGCGCGCAUACAGGUGUGGUUUUCGAACAGGAGAGCUAAAUGGCGUCGUGAAGAGAAGCUAAGAAAUCAAAAACGACCGCCAGGUAUGGAUACAGCAAUGGCACCAGCUAGUUCCAAUGUCAGUGCUAAUAGCGCUGCCGGCAGUUCCGGCUCAACACAAGGUAGCUUAUUAAAUCCUGGAAGCACGGGUACACCUCUGGGUAGUAGUCCAACUACUACACCAGCAAGGUUUAAUAAUCCGGUUAUUAGCAGUAACUUUGCUCCUUCCAGCACACAAAUGUAUCCUUUAUCGCAACCUACAAUGGAUCCUUACAGCUUUGCAAACGCUGGAUUAGGAAUGGGGGCACCACAACAUCCGUCUGAUUUUAGUUCUUAUCAUAUGUUUUCUGGCACUGGAAGGUCACCUUACGAUGCUUUUCAUCCAUAUACUAGAACAGUUCAGCCAGGUGCACCACCUACAUUUGCUUCUACAAUGAACCAUUCUUCAAUCUCCAACGUUGGUGGUCUUGGUGCAGGCAUGAGUUUGCCGGUCUCUGUAUUAUCAACAAUUGAUCAAGCAAUUCCGUCGCAACAACCGCCACGAUUCGAUGAUUUAACAGACGCACAUCAUGAUCCACAAUACUGGCGUACCAAUUUUUCGUCCUAA
Molecule: messenger RNA, 1452 nt
Organism: Brugia malayi
Lineage: Eukaryota; Metazoa; Nematoda; Chromadorea; Rhabditida; Onchocercidae
Gene: Bma-vab-3
Exons: 11
Coding region: 1-1452 (483 amino acids)
Biological process (GO): regulation of transcription by RNA polymerase II; anatomical structure development
Molecular function (GO): DNA-binding transcription factor activity, RNA polymerase II-specific; RNA polymerase II cis-regulatory region sequence-specific DNA binding
Source: RefSeq, a predicted model, not a curated record